AUGACGUGCUGCACAAGUUGUGGCAAUGGGUGUAAUGGAGGACGUGCUAUUGACGCUUGGAGGUACUUUGUAAGCGAUGGUGUUGUCACGGGAGGAGAUUAUGGUAGUAUGUGUGGUUGUCGUCCGUACGAGAUUCCCCCAGACAACAGCUGGAAUUACCAUUCCUACAGAAGUUCAAUUCUUACGAGCACUCCGCCAUGCCAAAGGAGAUGCCAAACUGGUUCAGGAAGAUGUUACGAAAAAGACAAGUAUUACGGAAUAGACGCCUUUCGAGUACGAAAUUCCGAAACGGACAUUCAGAGAGAAAUCAUGAAGAACGGACCGGUUACCGCCUCAUUCCAUGUUUACGAGGACUUCAACUACUACUUCGGAGGAAUCUAUAAGCACUCCGCCGGCAGUUAUAUAGGGAACCAUGCCGUGAAAAUAAUAGGAUGGGGAAAGGAGAACGACACACCCUACUGGAUCAUUGCUAAUUCGUGGGGCAAACUAUGGGGAGAACACGGUUACUUCCGCAUGAUCCGUGGAAUCAACGACUGUAAUAUAGAAAAAUGGAUAUACGCGGGACACGUCGGCGACGGUAGAAAAGCUUGA
Cooperia oncophora is the source of this 591-nucleotide messenger RNA. Lineage: Eukaryota; Metazoa; Nematoda; Chromadorea; Rhabditida; Trichostrongylidae. The record is from the annotation of a GenBank genome assembly.